Molecule: messenger RNA, 2454 nt
Organism: Drosophila ficusphila
Lineage: Eukaryota; Metazoa; Arthropoda; Insecta; Diptera; Drosophilidae
Gene: CPT2
Product: carnitine O-palmitoyltransferase 2, mitochondrial
Exons: 3
Coding region: 106-2109 (667 amino acids)
Biological process (GO): fatty acid beta-oxidation
Cellular component (GO): mitochondrion
Molecular function (GO): carnitine O-palmitoyltransferase activity
Source: RefSeq, a predicted model, not a curated record
AUUCCUCCGUUGUUGUUGCGCUUUCAUUUUUGGACUUUGAAUCGCUGCCUCUCGAGUUUGAACGACAAUAUUUACCUAACUCGCAACGCCAUCGAGUGGAGAGCCAUGUUCCGGACACGGGUGCACCGCAAUCUGUCGUGGAUCUCGACGAACUCAUCGCGGACGACGACGACUCAUGGCCAGCACUACCAGUAUUUGCAGUGCUCCAAGCUGCCGACCCUCUAUUUCCAGCGCUCCCUGCCGAGACUGCCCAUCCCGCUGCUGGAGAACAGUUGUCGGCGGUUCCUGGAGGCCACCAAGCCGCUCCUCUCGCCGGCAGAGCAGGCAGAUACCCAGAAAACGGUGGAGGAAUUCCGACAGGGAGUCGGCAUGGAGCUGCACGCGAAACUGAAGGCCCACGACGCCGAGAACAAGCACACUAGCUACAUAUCUCAGCCCUGGUUCGACAUGUACCUGGCCGAUCGAGCGCCCCUGCCCCUCAACUACAAUCCCCUGCUGGUGAUGAAGAGCGACCCUCGACCGGAGUACCAAGACCAGGUUGUGAGGGCCACCAACAUGAUCAUCAGCUCGCUCCGCUUCUGGCGCUCCUUGCAAGCGGAUCUGCUCGAGCCGGAGGUCUACCACAUGAACGCCAAGAAGAGCGACACCGCCAGCUACCGCAGGUGGAUGAAGGUGGCUCCAAAGGCCUUCGCCACCUACGCCUCGUACGCCUUCAAGGCAUUCCCGCUGGACAUGAGCCAGUAUUGCCGGCUGUUCGGCACCUCCAGGAUUCCCAGGAUCGGCAAGGACGAGCUCGUGCAGUCGCCCGACUCCAAGCACAUCCUGGUGAUGCGACGCGGUCACAUGUACGCCGUGAACGUCCUGGACUCCAGUGGCUACAUCGAGAGCCCAAGUGUGAUUCUGGGCAGGCUCAGGGCUGUGCUCAAGUUGGGUGCGGAUCGCGAGGCAGCCAGUGUUCCCCUGGGCGUUCUCACCUCCGGACAACGCGACGAAUGGGCCAAGAGCAGGGAGCAGUUUGUCAGCAACCCCAAGAACGCGGAUCUCCUGCAGAGCGAAGUGGACGCGGCCCUGUUCUGCGUUUGUUUGGAUGGCGAAGAGGAUGGAGUGUUCAACGAAGAGAGCCAGGCUCCUUUGCUGAAGCAUCUGCUGGCGGGAAAGGCUCAAAAUCGCUGGUUUGACAAAUCCAUUUCACUGCUAAUCAGCGCGGAUGGUACCACGGCCAUAAACUUCGAGCACUCGUGGGGCGAUGGAGUGGCGGUCCUGCGCUACUUUAACGAGCUCUACAAGGACACCCUGAAUCAGCCGUAUGUGUCCACGGAGACGGUUCACACACCCGCCGAAGGAGACUUGAGCAACGUGCGACCCGUCAACUUUGAGAUCGACGAUGCCACCAAGUCGGCAGUUACGGAGGCUUUCAACAAAAACGCCAGCAUUGUGGACAGUCUGGACAUGAAUGUGCUGAAGUAUCCGCACAUCAACAAGCCGAUCUGCAAGCAGUUCGGCUUGAGCCCCGACUCCAUCAUCCAGCUUUCCUUCCAGCUGGCCUACCGCCAGGCCUACAGUGGCUACGUGGGCAGCUACGAGUCGUGCAGCACCUCCGCUUUCCGGCAUGGACGCACGGAAACGAUGCGACCGUGCACGAACGCCACGAAGGACUUCUGCGAGGCUAUCCUGCAGCCGGAGAAGAGCAAGCCCAGCGCCGGAGAGCUGCGGGCAAUGAUCGACCAGUGCAGCAAGGUGCAUGGCCAGCUCACCAAGGAGGCGGCCAUGGGACAGGGCUUCGAUCGGCACCUCUUCGCCCUCCGACACACGGCCCAAAAGGAGGGCGCACCCCUUCCCGAUCUCUACGAGACUGAUGCCUACAAGCGCAUUAAUAACAACAUAAUCAGUACCUCAACCUUGGGGUCGGAUGCCCUGCUAGCGGGUUCCUUCGGUCCCGUGGUCAGGAACGGCUUCGGAAUCGGCUAUUCGAUUCAGAACGAUUUCGCCGGCGCCAUAGUCACCACGUACAAAAACCAGGCCGAUGGAAAGAUGUUUAUAGACAGUCUGGAAUCUGCAUUUGAUAAAAUUUGCGCUGUCAUUCAGCAGAGCGGCAGUAGCAAGAAAUAGGAGGGCACCCAAGGAGUCCGACCCUGCCCCAAUGAAUAUGGCUUUAACGAAACCAGGAGAUUUAUUUUGAUGCUUUUACACUGUAUCCCUUGCGUCUGAAUUGCAAUAUCUUAUUCCUAGCUCUACAAUUUAUAGAUUAUACACUGAAAACAUUCUACCCCGUCUAAAGCAUCUGCGUCUGCUGUUAUCCGGCUGCUUUUAUUGCUUUUGCGGCUGAUGGGAUAAUAAAUUGGCCAACAUAUGGUAGGGCUUUGCAAUUGAAAUUGAAACGAGAAAUAAUUUACUAUUAAAAACAUAGAUGGGUGAGACUUGGUGUAAUAAAAGUGGAUUUAACAAGAACUAAAA